Carica papaya (papaya) is the source of this 579-nucleotide messenger RNA. The record is from RefSeq and is a predicted model, not a curated record. Lineage: Eukaryota; Viridiplantae; Streptophyta; Magnoliopsida; Brassicales; Caricaceae.
AUGGCAGCUCUCUCAACCCUCAACCCAACACAGCUCCGAGUUCUAACUCACUCCAUCCUCAACCUCUCUUGUCACCAUCUUCACCGUCUCUCCUCCAUCCUCUCCUCUCCGUCUCUCUUCUCUCUAACCAUCCACCAUCUCAUCUCCCUCUCUCCCUCCUCCAAAUCUCUUCUCAUCGCUCGCCACCUCCUCUCCCUCCUCCGCCUCCUUCUUCUCCACUUCCACCCCCAAGAUCGGCCGCAUCUCUCCUCCGGACCUCCCGCCAUCAAACUCCGAGACCUUGAUGCCGUCUUGCUCUUGCUCUUCAUCUGUGAAACCCACCAUCACCACCCACAAACCCUUCUGGCCGGUGACCCAUCUGAGUGGCGCGAAAGCUUGAGUAAAACCUUCUCCCACGCCAUGUUAAGUAAUUUGUCUGAAAUUGGGGGAUACAAUGGUGGAGUGUUGAUUACUUAUGCUGAGACGGUGAGUAGGUGUUUGAGAUUUGUUAGGAUGGUUGAUAGUUGUAGUGGUGGCCGGAUGGAGCGGAAAGAGGCUGCAGCGUCGCCGGCGACGGUGGUGGGAUUACCGACAGUGGAG